GAUCAGAGAGCUGGAGCCGGAGACUGCAGCACAUCCUCAGCUGCUGCCCAACUGACAGCACCGAGCAGCGGACAGCCAGCCCCGGACAGCCUCCCGGUUUACAACGAGAAUCACAGACUGCCUCUUGGUCGGGAAUGGGGGGCACCUAGCCCACUAGCUGACUAACUAGAUUCCUCUAGAAGCGGUAAAGCCUUACGGUGGACCAUAAAGAUGGUUUCCUGGAUGAUUUCGAGGAUGGUUGUCCUUGCCUUCGGGACACUUUACCCAGCAUAUUCAUCAUACAAGGCUGUCAAAACGAAGAACGUGAAGGAAUAUGUGAAGUGGAUGAUGUACUGGAUAGUGUUUGCCUUGUUCACUACAGCAGAGACAGCCACAGAUCUGCUCCUGUCAUGGUUUCCAUUUUACUUUGAGCUAAAGAUUGCCUUUGUGAUCUGGCUCCUCUCUCCAUACACUAAAGGCUCCAGUGUGCUCUACCGCAAAUUUGUUCACCCAACGCUGUCCAACAAAGAGAAGGAGAUAGAUGAGUACAUAGCACAGACCAAAGCCCGGAGUUAUGACACCAUGAUGAAGUUUGGAAAGAGGGGUCUCAACCUCGCUGCUAAUGCUGCUGUCACCGCGGCCAGCAAGGGGCAGGGCGUGCUGUCGGACAAGCUACGGAGCUUCAGCAUGCAGGACCUGACUCUCAUCAAUGCUGAAGAUGAGCUGUCCCUGCACACUUCGGAUACCCGGAAGAGACGGGACACCAUGGACGAGAUGAGUUCAGGGGCCAGCACGCUGCCCCGGGCCAAGAGCACUGCUGCACGGCAGACCCGCUCCUUGGUGUCCGCGGCCCUUGCCGACGAUGCGUCAUCCCAACACAGCUCUGACCAAUCAGACACGCGGACCGAACACUCUGAUGAAGAUAUGGUAGACAAAGCCCCCAAACGCACCACCAGUGUCAAGACAACCAAGAAACCUGCUGCUAAGACAGAGACUCAAACCAAGACGGUGAAGAAGCCAGUCAAGAAAAAGACCACGACUAACAAUGCAGAGACGCCGCCAUGAGGCCUGAUCCAUCCAGCGCCUACACUGUCUCCACCCACAGCCUGCAGGCCCUUCUUCCUCCGUUUGGUCUCCACACAAACGCAUAUACAUUGUGUAUAUAUAUAUCAAGCACUGACAUUGUGUCACUUGCAAUUUUUGGAGCAAAGUGCAGGUACACUGUAUUUGGUCACCCUUGGGUUGUAAAGUUAUUUUAAAUUGGCUCGGUUGUUGCACAUUUUUUCCUCACGCUUUCCUUACUGUGAGCAGAUUCAACAGGCGGCCAUGUUUUUGGUCUGAUAAUGUUUAGGCAUUCAUAAAUAAAUGCUCUUUUUUUCUUUUACCCCUACACACAUCUGUCAGUCCCCAUAGAGCGUUAGUUGCCCAUGUUACAGUUUUAUUGAUUCACCUCCUGUUACCUCCUCUUAUUGUUUUCAAUAGAAGCUGAUCUUGGGUGAACUAUCUCCCGUAAAAUACUACAUUCUUUGCUCCUUCUUCUCUACAAUUGGCCCCCUUUUGUGUCUUCUAGGCUACUAAUGAAUGGGUUUAGUUUUAAAAAAAACAUAGGGUGCUUUCAAGUCUGUGUCCUCAUCUGCACUUGACAUGAUAGAAAUCCUGAGAUUUUGUUUUCAGUGCGCAAACGAUAUCAGCAGUUGGCUUUAAGUUUAUUGUGCCUGAGUUUUGUUUGUUUUUUAGCUGAGGAGAAGGAAGGUGGUUGAAACAUCCUAAUUACUGUUUCAGACGUAAAAGUUGGCACUUAUAACUACAGCUCUGCUCACCCCCCCAUGUCCUACCUUAUCCAACUGUCUGGCUUUACCGGAGGACUUUGAUCCAAACUGUUUUGGUUCUCUAUUUUAACUUAAUUUUAACUUCUUCGACCGCAUCUUGGGCCUCUCAGCUUGUGAUAGAGUUUAGCUUCCCUGCAGCGGCCUGUUUACGUCCUGAGUGAGUCUGACUCUGCUAAGUUAAGGUCUCGCUCUCAGCACCUUUCCUCCUCACUGCUUUAAUGUGACGUUCAUGCCAUGUACAGUACUGAUGAUGGAGUGGUUUGUUUAGUGUCGAAAGAGUUAUCCUGCAUAUAGACUCCACCCUGUUAUUUAACACACUUCUGUUCUUUUGGUCAUAAGGUAUUAGUAAAAAGUAUGUUUGGUUGUGCAUAGCCAAGCCUCCUAGGGUAAUACUGUAACCCCCAUUUUAAAUACAGUAGUCAUGUGAGCAACAUAUCUGCUUUCAUCACAGUAGAGGUGUAUUUAUUGUUUGUGUUCAACAUUAGAACGUCACAGAUUAGCUCUGCACUUUUUCCCUCCUUUAAGCUAGCUGCGUGGUGACACUCUGCCUCGUUGUAAUUUAUAUCGAAACCAGGAUCAAGCAAAGCAAUAUGGAAAUAACUGAACCAAAAUCAACACCUGGAGACGAGGAAUUUGUAUCUGAUCCCUGUGCUGUUGUUUGCAGAUGUGUCAGACCAGGCUCCAGGUGUUUCUUGACAUACUGGACUUUUGUUCUGUGGUGGGCUCUUCUGGUGGCCAUCCACUGCGUUUAUGGUGGUUUCUUCCGAGAGCUCUAAUGAGAGAUUUAAAAGCAUGAGACUACUUCUGCAUUCAGCACUGCUGUCUGCGGAGUGGCACUAGUUUGAACCAGUAGGGGGAGCCAAACCCCACCUCAACUGCUGGCAGAGUUAAUAAAUAGGAUGUAAACACAAUGUAAAUAAUAAUAAUCCUCACUGUAUAAACAGUAUAAGCUUGCUUGCCUUACUCAUUCUCUGGGCUUAAAAAUAUGUCAUGUUUGAAUCAUUUCUGUGCUUUUUUAAAAUUCUUGCUCUUGACAAAUGUUAUGUUUUGAAUCCUGAAGAAGCUGGAACUCCAGUGUGAACUUCUGGCGCUAGACGUCUUGAUUUUUCUAUUUUGAUUUUUGUUUAUUUAACAUGUAAUUUUAACUCCUCUUCAUCACAAAGUAGGAAAUAACAGACGGAGUUUAAACUGAUGUUUGCACAUAUCGUGCGAUGUACUCAGAAUGGUCAUUAAGUAUAUAGGACCAACAGUCUGUUUACAAUAAUCAAAAGACAUGAUUUCUAAUCAAGCCUUGGUUUUUAUGUUGUUUCCAUGCCAUUUCAGAAAUGUGUUAAGUUAUUUUCUCUGUUUUAAAUCAAUCCUGUAUAGAGGGAUGUUCAUUUGUAUAUGGUUUGUGCCAAUUCUUAAAGCUCCAUGUGAAAAAUAAUUGCAGUGUGUGCUGAGACAAUGGAAUCCAACAAGGUCAUGUAUCAGUAAUAAAACUACUAAUAAAGGAAAUCAAAUCAAA
Molecule: messenger RNA, 3315 nt
Organism: Eleginops maclovinus (Patagonian blennie)
Lineage: Eukaryota; Metazoa; Chordata; Actinopteri; Perciformes; Eleginopidae
Gene: reep2
Product: receptor accessory protein 2
Exons: 8
Coding region: 211-1044 (277 amino acids)
Cellular component (GO): cytoplasmic microtubule; endoplasmic reticulum membrane
Molecular function (GO): taste receptor binding; microtubule binding
Source: RefSeq, a predicted model, not a curated record